This is a messenger RNA of Poecilia reticulata (guppy), 4186 nucleotides long. RefSeq names its product regulator of nonsense transcripts 1-like. The record is from RefSeq and is a predicted model, not a curated record. Gene Ontology annotation, molecular function: zinc ion binding; DNA binding; RNA helicase activity. Lineage: Eukaryota; Metazoa; Chordata; Actinopteri; Cyprinodontiformes; Poeciliidae. Gene Ontology annotation, biological process: nuclear-transcribed mRNA catabolic process, nonsense-mediated decay. Gene Ontology annotation, cellular component: cytoplasm.
UUUUAAAGAACAUUGUUGCAUGACAAACUUUAUGUUUUUGAGACUACACGUUUUUAAUAGUCCGUAUUCACAAGAUGGCACAGACGUUUUGCCUCCUUUCCUCUGCAGGCCCAGUGCACUGAACGUCCUUUAGUAGUCGAGUGUUAGUGAUGAACCACAGGAAACGGAACACUACCCACUUGUCCACAGCGAGACUCCUGCAUCAUUAUCCUGUCUCUGUGGUUGGGACGACUCUGGAAUACCGACGCUUUAUGGAAUAUUGUCGAAGCGGUAGGAAUACCAUCGAGAAGAAGCAGGAAACAUGAGCGUGGAGGCGUACGGGCCGAACUCGCAGACCCUGACGUUCCUGGACACCGAGGAGUCGGAGCUGCUGGGAGCGGACACCCAGGGCUCCGAGUACGACUUCACCGAUUUUACCUUGCCCAGCCAGACCCAGACCCAGACCCAGACCCAGACCCACAGCCAGUCAGAUAACCAGGUCAGCGGUUCUGAUGUUUUGCUGCAGAAUGGAGAUGACCCUGUGGCGAAAGCUAGCCAGCUCCUUGCAGAAUUAAACUUUGAGGAAGAUGAGGAGGAUGCUUACUAUAGCAAGGACCUCCCAUUGCAUGCCUGCUGUUGUUCUGUUUUUUAUUCCUGGCAUUUCUGUAGUUACUGUGGAAUUCACGAUCCAGCCUGUGUGGUCUACUGCAACACCAGCAAGAAAUGGUUCUGUAAUGGCCGUGGAAAUACAUCCGGCAGCCACAUCGUGAACCACCUGGUGAGGGCCAAGUCCAAGGAGGUGACCCUGCACAAAGAUGGGCCUCUGGGAGAGACGGUGUUGGAGUGCUACAACUGUGGCUGCCGCAACGUCUUCUUGCUGGGUUUCAUCCCAGCCAAGGCCGACUCAGUGGUGGUGUUGCUGUGCAGACAGCCGUGUGCCAGUCAGAGUAGCCUGAAGGACAUUAACUGGGACAGCUCCCAGUGGCAGCCACUCAUCCAGGACCGCUGCUUCCUGUCUUGGCUGGUUAAAAUCCCCUCAGAACAGGAGCAGCUCCGGGCCCGGCAGAUCACCGCCCAGCAGAUCAAUAAGCUGGAGGAGCUGUGGAAGGAAAAUCCCACUGCUACUCUGGAGGACCUGGAAAAGCCUGGAGUGGACGAGGAGCCACAGCACGUCCUCCUGCGAUAUGAGGAUGCCUAUCAGUACCAGAAUAUCUUUGGUCCUCUUGUAAAGCUGGAGGCUGACUAUGAUAAGAAACUGAAAGAGUCACAGACUCAAGAAAAUAUAACGAUUAGAUGGGACCUGGGCCUGAAUAAAAAAAGGAUUGCUUAUUUCACCCUUCCCAAGACUGACUCUGAUAUGCGACUAAUGCAGGGUGAUGAAAUCUGCCUCAGAUAUAAAGGAGACCUGGCCCCUCCAUGGAAAGGCAUUGGACAUGUCAUCAAAGUUCCUGACAACUACGGCGAUGAGAUUGCCAUUGAGCUUCGGAGUAGUGCUGGAGCUCCAGUGGAAAUCCCUCAUAACUUCCAGGUGGACUUUGUGUGGAAGUCCACCUCCUUUGACAGGAUGCAGAGCGCCCUGAAAACUUUUGCUGUGGAUGAGACUUCAGUUUCUGGCUACAUCUAUCACAAGUUGCUGGGACACGAGGUGGAGGACGUGCUCAUUAAGUGCCAGCUGCCUAAACGGUUCACUGCUCAAGGCCUGCCUGACCUCAACCACUCUCAGGUCUAUGCUGUGAAGACGGUGUUGCAGCGACCCCUCAGUCUGAUCCAGGGCCCCCCUGGCACAGGGAAGACGGUCACCUCAGCUACCAUAGUGUACCAUUUGGCUAGGCAGGGAAACGGACCAGUGCUGGUGUGUGCUCCUAGUAACAUUGCUGUUGAUCAGCUGACUGAGAAGAUUCACCAGACGGGGCUGAAGGUAGUGAGACUUUGUGCCAAAAGCAGGGAAGCUAUUGAUUCUCCGGUGUCUUUCCUGGCUCUGCACAACCAGACCCGGAACAUGGAAAGCAUGCCGGAGCUGCAGAAACUCCAGCAGCUGAAGGAUGAGACCGGAGAGCUGUCGUCCUCUGACGAGAAGCGCUACAGAGCUCUGAGACGCACUGCUGAGCGGGAGCUGCUCAUGAAUGCCGAUGUGAUCUGCUGCACAUGUGUUGGAGCAGGAGAUCCACGUCUGGCUAAAAUGCAGUUCCGAUCUAUCUUGAUUGAUGAAAGCACUCAGGCCACAGAACCAGAGUGCAUGGUGCCGGUUGUCCUUGGGACCAAACAGCUGAUUCUGGUGGGGGAUCACUGCCAGCUAGGACCUGUGGUGAUGUGUAAGAAGGCAGCAAAAGCAGGCCUGUCCCAGUCUCUGUUUGAGCGCCUUGUGGUUCUGGGCAUCAGGCCUAUCCGUCUGCAGGUCCAGUACCGCAUGCACCCGGCCCUCAGCGCGUUCCCCUCCAACAUCUUCUAUGAGGGCUCCUUGCAGAAUGGAGUUACUGCUGCUGAUCGGGUGAAAAAAGGCUUUGAUUUCCAGUGGCCACAGCCAGACAAGCCCAUGUUCUUCUAUGUCACCCAAGGCCAAGAGGAGAUAGCAAGCUCUGGAACAUCCUAUCUGAACAGAACUGAGGCUGCCAAUGUGGAGAAAAUAACCACAAGGUUACUGAAGGCUGGGGCUAAACCUGACCAGAUCGGCAUCAUCACUCCCUAUGAAGGACAGCGGUCCUACCUGGUCCAGUACAUGCAGUUCAGUGGCUCCCUCCAUACCAAGCUCUAUCAGGAAGUGGAAAUCGCCAGUGUGGAUGCCUUCCAAGGCAGAGAGAAAGAUUUCAUCAUCCUUUCCUGUGUGAGAGCCAAUGAGCACCAGGGCAUUGGCUUCCUCAAUGACCCCAGACGUCUCAACGUGGCGCUCACCAGGGCCCGAUACGGAGUGAUCAUUGUGGGGAAUCCGAAGGCCCUGUCCAAGCAGCCUCUGUGGAACCACCUGCUCAACUAUUACAAGGAGCAGAAGGUUCUUGUAGAAGGCCCAUUAAACAACCUGAGAGAGAGCCUCAUGCAGUUCAACAAGCCACGGAAGCUGGUCAACGCCAUCAACCCAGGUGGCCGCUUCAUGAGCACAGCCAUGUAUGAUGCCAGGGAGGCGCUGAUUCCUGGCUCUGUUUAUGACCGCAGCAGCAACGGCAGACCUUCCAACAUGUACUUCCAGACUCAUGACCAGAUCGGUAUGAUCUGUUCCGGAAUCGGUCCAAUGUCGUCCAUGAACAUUCCUAUUCCCAUCAACCUUGUGAUGCCUCCUAUCCCUCCACCUGGUUAUUUAGGACAGCUGAACGGCCCCUCUGCAGGUCGUGGUGAAAGCAUGAAGAAUAAAUCAGCCGGCACAAGCGGCAGUGGAACUCGAGGUGCUCGUCAAAGAAACAGUGGAGACGUGGGAAUAGACGGAGUUCAGCCUGGAGGUCACAUGACUGGCAGCCAGGCUAGCCAGGACCAGGGCUCCCAGCCGUUCUCCCAGGGGCCCCUCACACAAGGCUACAUCAGCAUGAGUCAGCCCUCCCAGAUGAGCCAGCCUGGGCUCUCCCAGCCUGAACUGUCACAGGACAGUUACCUAGGAGAUGAAUUCAAGUCCCAGUUUGAUGUGGCUCUGUCCCAGGACUCCACAUACCAGGGGGAACGGGCCUACCAACAUGGAGUGACUGGACUGUCCCAGUACUAGAAUUGUUUCAGGGUGCUGGAACAGAGACCUGCCUGAAGCUUGGUUUGUUCGUAUUUUAAUCCGGGUAAUAGAAAAGGAACAAACAUGGAUUCCCGUUUUCCACUGCUACAACCGAAGCACCGCUGUGUGAGAGACGAGGAGACCGUGAGAAACCAACCAAUCACAAGAGUGAGAGCAAAAUGGGAGUAGAGCUGGACGGGAGGAGAAGGAGGCUGGCAUGGCAUCAGGAAGCACGGCUGCACACAUGUGAAGACGUACAGAAAGGAAACCGGUGUCCUCAGAGCAGCGAGGUCCGUCAACUGGUCAAGGAGUGGGACAGGUCUACAUGAUGGUGGACGGGUGUGAAGGGGACAGUUAUGUCAUUGUGUCCCUUAACCUUUGAAGUCCUCCAGGAGAGGACUUGGAAUCUUGUGCCAAAAGCUGGAGAAGAUCUGUCUCACACUAAACUCCUCCAACAUGGGAUCUUCUGGGAGGUGGAGUUAGACAAAAUAAAUGGAGACGUAACUCCAGGAGCAGUCGUUA